UAAAGUUGGAAGGAAAGAAAGAAGGAGAAAGGGGUAAGAUAGUAUUUUGACAUGCAGGAAACGAAGCGGUAGUAGUAGAGAGUAGUGGGAAGGUAACCGGAGUUUCUCUCCCACCGCUAUAUCAUAUGGGGGCCAAUUGUUUUAUUUUCAUCAUUCAUUCAAAUUCUGCUUCCAAUCAUAUUUAAAUAGAAACACACACUCCUCAUCCCAAACCCUACAUUUUCUUCAAGCGCUGCGGUGGAUCAGAUUCCCCAUUAAGGAUGGAGGAUGGUGAGAAACCCAGCCAUGGCAUUGCUGAUAUGGAUGUUGUUGAUGCCACUUUGCAAAGCCAUCGUGUGGCUUCUGAUCAAGUAAUGGUCCUACAGGGUCAUGAUAUCAAAAACGGCGAUUCUGAUCCUGCUCACGUGCCAGCAACCAGUGCAAUUAGCAAUAAUCAGUUUGAACUUGAAGAUGCUAAGACUGUUUCGCAUCAGGAACUGAUCACUCCAAAGCCUAAAGAAAAGAAUGUCAGAGAAAUGAAGAAUGUGCUAAAUGAUACCGAGAUGACUGAUUAUGAUGAGUAUGGCACGCCUCUGGAUCGAGAAACAUUUAUGAAAGAGCUUGAGACUUUCUACAGAGAGCGGUCCUUGGAAUUUAAGCCUCCUAAGUUUUAUGGAGAGCCACUCAAUUGUCUUAAGUUGUGGAGAGCUGUUAUCAGACUAGGCGGCUAUGAUGUGGUAACUGGAUCCAAGUUGUGGCGGCAAGUAGGAGAGUCUUUCCACCCCCCAAAGACCUGCACUACAGUCUCAUGGACAUUUAGAAUUUUUUAUGAGAAGGCACUUUUAGAGUAUGAAAAGCACAAGAGAGAGAUUGGGGAGCUACAGCUCCCUGUUGGACCAUUCCAUCAAUCUUCAAAUGUGGAAAAAGAGCCUGCUGUUUACCAGACUCCAGGCUCAGGUAGAGCAAGAAGGGAUGCAGCAGCACGUGCAAUGCAAGGUUGGCAUGCUCAGCGCCUUCUUGGAUACGGUGAGGUUGCUGAGCCAGUUAUUAAGGACAAGAACUUCAGUUCCACGCCAAAGCGUGAAAAGAACCUAAAAAGUAUUGGUAUGAAUAAUAAACAGAGGACACUGUCUGGUCUGGAGCAUGCUGAAAAAUCUGCAAAUAUUGAAGGAGAUCGGCAAUUGGUCACAGCAGUAGUGGAUGUUGGACCCCCAGCUGACUGGGUGAAGAUCAAUGUGCGUGAAAGUAAGGAUUGUUUUGAGGUAUAUGCCCUAGUUCCUGGGCUCCUUCGUGAGGAGGUGCGAGUCCAAUCAGAUCCAGUUGGACGUCUUGUUAUAACUGGUGUGCCAGAACAUAUAGACAAUCCAUGGGGAAUUACCCCCUUCAAAAAGGUUGUGAACUUACCUGCAAGAAUUGAUUCGCUUCAGACAUCUGCUGUUGUUAGUUUGCAUGGUCGACUAUUUGUACGCGUUCCUUUUGAGCAGGGAGCUGUGUGAGAUGUGAAUGUUCCUCCCUUGAAUCAUUGAUUUAUGAAAUCUCCCCUUCAUAUUAUUAGUCGAAACUACCACCAACUUUAACAUUUUUUUAGGGAAAAAUACCCAAUUUAACUAAUACAAUAUGCUUGAAUUUUCCCAUCAAACGCCUUUUUAUCCAUAUGCGAAAGAAAUGGACUUGGUGUUCUGGUGCAUCAUUAACAAGCAAGAGUCCGAGAAGUGGAGUGGUGGAGGACUCGUUCAAAAGCUCGUUGCUUUCGAAAAUGCUAAAUGAAGAUGUUAGUCUGGCAAAAAAAAAAAACACUAUUGUACAUCGUCUUCCAAUUACGUGUGGAUGUGAACAGAAAAUAUUUUCAUCAUUACUCCAAUCCAAAUGUGAACAGAAAAUAUUUUAAUCGUAUAUAUGAUUUUGGUUCCCUUUCCAGCA
Messenger RNA from Glycine soja, 1899 nucleotides. Its product is annotated as AT-rich interactive domain-containing protein 5-like. The transcript has 14 exons. Gene Ontology annotation, biological process: regulation of transcription by RNA polymerase II. The coding region runs from base 261 to 1475 and encodes 404 amino acids. Gene Ontology annotation, cellular component: nucleus. Gene Ontology annotation, molecular function: DNA binding. Lineage: Eukaryota; Viridiplantae; Streptophyta; Magnoliopsida; Fabales; Fabaceae. The record is from RefSeq and is a predicted model, not a curated record.